AUGGUUGCAUCAGGUGAUGGCACGUAUCGACUUCAUCACGGUGGCUGGACUCUCGUCCGAGCCGAGACGACACCUGCCUACGAUCGGUUCUUUGGAGUAAUCAAACGAUGCUGCAACGAUUUCUUAGGCUGGAAUCCGAGAUUUCAGUUUGGAACCCUAGAUCAUGCCGACUGCAUCGCCGCAGCGUACAAGAAGCAUUGGCAGGAUAUCAUGCUACUUAGCUGCUGGCCCCAUCUUAGUACCAACUUGACGAAAAAGAUUGCGUUGCUGAACAACAGAGAGCAAAACGAAAGCAACGUGCAAAAAGCCUUCGCCGCCUGGUUCAAGGAGGAGUAUUUAGCACCAGACUGGAAGUAUUGGUAUUACUCUGCCAGUAAAUCACCUGGCGUUACUCCAAACCAGAAUCCCGUGGAAGCGCAUAAUCGGGAUAUUGAACGCGUUGUGGGUCUCGACAAGUAUGCGGCAACAGAAGUCGUCCUUCGUACCACCCUUCCCAGACUUUUAGCUUACUUCGGAUCAGCGCGGGAUCGAAAAGGCAGCAGACUGCCUCGCCCUGAGAUCAAACCAUAUUCAUCAGGGCCUGUAUUCAUUGAAUGUGCGCGCAAGGCCAUGAUUUUAGCGAACUCAGAGAACUACUGUGAAGUGGAAAAGAACGACAAUGUCGUGGGACUGCUGUUUAACACGCGCAAGUAUUUGGUCGGCGAUACGAAUAUCCAACCAACACGUGUCGACGAAGACAGAGUUGCUAUGUUCAAAGCAUCGCUGCGUGGAGCAUCAGUCAGUCAGGAGAUCGUUGAGAACGUGUAUCCUCGCUACUUAUCCCUCCAUUUGGUUCGCAUUCAAGCGAACUUGCCGUUUAAGCACAGUUGGGAUUCCCCGAAUUGGCCGGAGUCUGAGAACGCAAUCCCUAAACUAUUGACCAAACUGGCCGCCAAGCCAGGAUUCCCAACGAACUGGAAGGUUCUUGUUCCUCUGGAGAUUGAAGACGAGAGCGGCACGGUGUCUAGAAACUUUGAUGGGGUGGUACGACCUUGGUUUACUAGAGACGGCAACUACUACUGGGAGAUUGAUUUUCCGGACGAAGAGGUUUCGACGGAGCCGUAUGACAUUCAAGAACUCGCGCAUGUCCUAAAUUUCACCGCUCGGUCGGGCUAUUCUUUUGUCUGA
Messenger RNA from Phytophthora sojae, 1167 nucleotides. RefSeq lists its product as hypothetical. The record is from RefSeq and is a predicted model, not a curated record. The transcript has 3 exons. The coding region runs from base 1 to 1167 and encodes 388 amino acids. Lineage: Eukaryota; Oomycota; Peronosporomycetes; Peronosporales; Peronosporaceae.